Chara braunii is the source of this 3298-nucleotide messenger RNA. Lineage: Eukaryota; Viridiplantae; Streptophyta; Charophyceae; Charales; Characeae. The record is from the annotation of a GenBank genome assembly.
GCCCAGCGACGAAUUCCCCCCCCCCUCUCCCCCAUUCUUCUCCAUCUCUUCGUCUUCUUCUUCCUCUUCUUCCUCCUCCUCCUCUUCCUCAUCUCCCUCCUCUAUUUUAAAGGCACGAUGUCAGCGGGUCAGGGCGGCAGGGCCAGGGAGCCGUUCAGGGCUGUGGAAGGAGACGAGAGGGAAGAGCUGUUGCUCAAGCACGGCAUAUGGCAAUGGGUCGACCAGGGGCAGAAGAACGUUGGCAGGGCAAAUGGGUCAUGGAGGAUGCAGUGCAGGUUGUGCUCCAAGGAGCUUGAUGGGGCCGUGAAUCGGGCYGUCAAUCAUUUCAUCCAACCAUCAGACGGCGCCCGGUGCAAGCAUGUCAACGGGGAGAUUUUGUACGCCAUUUACAAGGCACAAGGAAAGAGCAAGAUCCCGCAGAAACUGUUGAGCAGACUGGAUGCCCACAUGCGGGAGCUUGGGUACCCGUCCUCAACACCGACUGGAAUGGGCCAGGAGGAUGAGGUCGGCGAGGAUGGUUGUGAGGAGGAUCCUUUUGGGGAUGUGCCGUCAGCGGAGGGCAGCAGGCUUGAGCCAACACCUGCAACGGAUCUCCCACUGCGACCUCCAAGCAGCAACGCUUCCAGGCAACAGACAUCGAUGACCAGCUACUUGGUCGAUGAGCUGCAGAGGGAGAUGAAUCACGCGGUUGCACAAUUUUUCUACGAAAAUGCAAUUGCGUUCAAUCCAGCGCGCUCUGAUGCCUACAAAAAAGUUGAGAAGGUCAUGGGUGAUGCAGCCAGGGCAAAGAAAGUGUUGACGUUGCCAUCUUACGACACAUUGAGGACUGACGAGCUGCAGGGAAGCAACAAGAAGACUGACACCGACAUGGAUGAGAUGUCCACAUGGCCUAAAACUGGAUACACUCUCAUGACGGAUGGCACGACGACAACCAGCAACAGGCCGGUGAUCAACUUCCUUGCCGGAGGAGACAAGGGUGCACUGAUGGUGAAGAACAUGGAUAUGGAAGGGAAGGACAAGUCAGCACCAGCCUUGGCUAAGAUGUGGGAGGGGGUGAUCAGGGAGUUGGGUGUGAAGAACAUCAACGCAAUAUGCACCGACUCUGCACAGGUCAACAUCUCUGCUAGGAACAUCCUUGCAAAGCAUCCAGACCGUGGAUGCCUUGCGCAUGCCACAUUUGCAACCUCCUCAUGGUGGACAUUGCCAGUGUGCCGUGGGUCGCGGAGGAGKAAAGGGAAGCAGAGGAGGGUUGAGGCGGCUGCACGAGGAGACAAGAGCAGUGGGAAGGCAUUGGAGCUCAUCACACCGGGGGAGACCCGUUUUGGAACUCAUUACCUUAUGCUGAAGAGACUGCAGCUGAUGGAGACUGUGUUGAUGGACACAAUGUGCAGCAGUGAGUGGGAUGCGGCCCCGUGGGAGAAAAGCAAGGUAGAACGGGCACAUGCAUGCAGGGAGCUCGUGCGCAGUGUAGAGUGGUGGAAGACAGUGGAUGAGGCUGUUAAACUGCUGGAGCCAGUUUACAAGUUCAUGUGGACCAUGGACAGCGAUGGCCGAAUGGGUCCUCACAUAUGGAGUCUUGCUGUCACUUUGGAAAACAGAAUGAAGAGUGCUCCUAUGGACGAUGACACCAGGAAGGUGGUGAUGCAGAAGGUGAAGCAGCGCAUAGAGAUGAUGGCACUUCCUGUGCAUGCAGCUGCACACAUGCUGCACCCUGCGAACCGUUCUGCUGAUCUAUUUGACAACCUGGAGGCCCCGGUUAUACACAACACUUUAGCCCACAUUGCGACGAUUUAUCCAGUUGGGACGCAAGCGUACAGAGAAUGUUGGGAUUCACUGUUGAGCUUCCACCAGCGGGACCCGGAGUGGACGGGUGAGAACUCAAAGGAAUACCUGUCCAGCAAGAGGAUCUCGAUGGCACAAUGGUGGAUGACUUAUGGUUACGUGAACACCGAGCGUCUCGACUGGGAGACUCCGGAGGAUGUGGCCCCACAUGACGGAUUUAUGCAGGAUGGGGAGUACGACCUCGAGGACGUGGCGAUACGGGCCGCAAAUUGGUCGAGAGCAGGCAGUCGCUUAUCCCAGGCAACGAUGCUUGACAUUCAGCCUAUUCUAGACGAGGUUGAGGAUGACGGAGCAUGGUUGGCUGCUCAGACUUACACACCUCCUCCGCUCAGACCAAACCGUGCCAGGGUGGUGGAGGAUGUUUCAGCGGAUUCGGACGAUGAGGAGGAGGAUGAGAUAGCUGAUUUGCCUCUUCUGUGUAGCAGGGCGAGGAUGACCGCGUCACGCAGGGAGCAGGGAGAUGACAGUUUGGUUGGUGGUGUUACCGUUACUCCUACCACCCGGGUUGACGAAAGUGCAGUUGGUGGCGCAGGUUCUUGUGUGACCACUUCUAUUGGUCAUCAUGCUUCUGCAGCCGUGGCUGUUGGUGGAAGAUCAACAUUGCAACGUAGCACUUGUGUUGGUGGCACGAGUUCAGCUGCUGAUCAUGUUCAUGGGAGCACUGCAGUUGGUGGGAGUUCGACCGUGCACAGCAACAGUUUUGGUGUUCCUUGUAGUCUGGCAAUUGGAGGGAGUUGCAUAGUGGACGGUGGUGUUGCUGUUGGUGUGACCGUGAGUGAUACUGGUGCAGGUUGCCCUGGGGACGCAGCGGAUCUGCCCGCAGGGAAGGCCAGUGCUGAUCUUGAUGUUGGCAUGAGUGACGCUGGCGGAGAGUGUCGUCAGGACAGCACCACCAUCCCACCUGCAGCAGAUGUGUUCGCCUCACUUAUCAAUUUCAUAUCCCCUGAAGAUUACACGAUUUCACCAUUGACUUCCCCCCUCCAAACGGACAGUGAGGACAACAAUCCACCUCGGGAAAGAUUGAGCAGUGCUAUCCCGCCUGUCCCACGGUUCGAUGAAGAGACCACACCCUCAUCAACUGCAGUACACAGGGGAAUGAGCCCAAGUGAUGGACAGCAGCCUGCGGUACAGGAUUGUGCAAGGAUUUCCUGGAAGAGAAUGUCCCCGCCUGAAAUUAACCAAGAGGUCGUGCGCACGGUAAAGAGCAUGGCUGGCUGGAAGAAGGGAUCGAAGAACAAGGAAGUGUCGAAGAAGAUGAAUGUGUCAAAGAAGAAGGACAAGUCAAAGAAAAGGGAACAAGAGAAAGAGAAGGACGCGUCAAAGAAGAAGGACAAGUCGAAGAACAAGGAUGCCGGAGAAGGCCCCUCGCAUUCUGUUCGCCGACCAGUUGGCAGACCAUGACGAGCUCGGACUGAGCCCGACCCCGACCCUUUGGAAAUGAAGAGAGCUAUCGUCA